CCGCUUCUACUAUGGCGACCGUUGCUUCGGUUUCCCUCCUUUCGGAGGCCGAGUUCGGUUGCGAACACCUAGCAUCUCAGCUCAUGCACGAUAGCGCCGCUAGCAACCAGUUCAAGGCAUCCUUCAUCAAGACGCACAAUGCUCUCGGACGGCGCGAUAUAUUCAAUUCAAAUCCGUCAAGUUAUUUGAAGCCGAAGUAUACAUGUUUAACCUGCUCUGAGCCGUGUAUGAAUGGCGACCGGAAGUCACACACAGAAAACACUGGUCAUCAAUUCUACAUGGAGUCGAGAAACCGAGCUUUGUUUUGCCAGGGCUGCGAAGAUUUGGUGUACGAUCACGGCCUAGAACGAUGCAGAUCAGCAACCCCAGAGAGCACAUUAAAAGUCGCAAGGAAACGGCGUUUUAGCGAGAGCUCGGCCGACGAACUUUACGUCAAGAGCAACGCUAACCGGCGGCCGUGUGCGAAGCAAGGCGUUAGAGGCUUGUUCAAUCUCGGGCAGACAUGCUACCUGAACGUCAUUCUGCAGACGCUAUUGCAUGAUCCGAUCCUCAGUACCUACUUUCUCGGUAAUGGUCACCAACCGCAUGAUUGCACGGUUGCGGAUUGCAUUGGAUGCGCUGUUGCUGAAGCUUUUGCCGAUUUCCACAGCAUCGACAAGCCGGAGGGCUUCGCGGCGCUCAACCUGCUUCUGGCCUCCUGGCGUGCAAGCCCAACCUUGGCUGGUUAUCAACAGCAGGAUGCGCAUGAGUACUACCAGUUCCUCGUCGACAAGCUGCAUACCAGCGCGGAGGGGAACCGGGAAAACCAUGAAAAAGGCUGCAGUUGUUUCUUUCACCGAACGUUUUACGGCAAGCUUCGAAGCAGUGUGACGUGCGAUCGUUGUGGUAAUGUCACAAAAACGGAAGAUCCAAUUGUCGAUUUGAGUCUCGACGUACAGGUUCAGGCGAAGAAACGAGCCAUGGGCGGCGGUACCGGCCCCUCCGCAACACCCACACUCAGCGGGUGCUUGGAGAGCUUUACCUCGCCGGAGAAGCUUAUGGCCGAUGUAUACAACUGCAGCGGCUGUGGCAACACCCCCCAGAAGGCAACAAAGCAGCUCCGGAUCAAGAAACUCCCGGCGAUUCUGUGUAUGCAGCUUAAGAAGCAGCGCUUUGAACACACCUUUUCCGUCUCAGAAAAAGUUGAAGGCCGUAUUGACUUCCCCUUAUCAAUCAAUAUGCUUCCAUACACUACGAACCCCGACUCUGCCGUUGACAAAUCACGGUACACGUAUGACCUGUCUUCAGCUGUUGUACAUAAGGGCAAACUCGAGGCGGGGCAUUACUACGUCUACUGUCGCCAGGGUGAUGAGUGGAUGCUCUUCAACGACGAUCAAGUUACCCCUGUCACUGAGGCGGAAGUCCUCGGUGUUGACGCUUAUCUUCUAUUCUAUAAUCUUCGCUGCCUGGCCAAUGCUGCGUCGUAGCCCAGCCAGCGACCAUUAUUUCCAUCCUGCCAGAAUGAUGUCAUCAUGUUUUUUUGCUUUAGCGCUUGAGGUUGAGACUACCGUUCUAUUGGUGUUACGGCGGUGCUUCAUUUUAUAUCUUCUAUUCCUGUUCGUUCCAUGUUUCUGUCGCUAGUU
Molecule: messenger RNA, 1622 nt
Organism: Aspergillus nidulans FGSC A4
Lineage: Eukaryota; Fungi; Ascomycota; Eurotiomycetes; Eurotiales; Aspergillaceae
Product: putative ubiquitin C-terminal hydrolase Ubp8
Exons: 7
Coding region: 12-1466 (484 amino acids)
Biological process (GO): ubiquitin-dependent protein catabolic process; protein deubiquitination
Molecular function (GO): cysteine-type deubiquitinase activity; deubiquitinase activity
Source: RefSeq, a predicted model, not a curated record